Molecule: messenger RNA, 867 nt
Organism: Spodoptera litura
Lineage: Eukaryota; Metazoa; Arthropoda; Insecta; Lepidoptera; Noctuidae
Product: trypsin, alkaline C-like
Biological process (GO): proteolysis
Molecular function (GO): serine-type endopeptidase activity
Source: RefSeq, a predicted model, not a curated record
AAUUAAUUCAUUAGGUACGAUUGGUUGACAUAAUGGCGAAGCUGGCGUGUGUCUUAUUCUUGGUAGCAGCAUUAGCCUGCACCAACGCUGUCCCAAACCGCAUCGUUGGCGGCAACCCAACCACGAUCGAGAACUACCCCAGCAUCGUCCAGGUUGAGAGCCGCACCGGCAUCAUCUGGGGCCAGUCAUGUGCCGCUAGUAUCCUAAACACCAGAUUCGUCGUGUCUGCUGCACAUUGCUUCUCUGGAAUAUUUAACACCCGCAACCGUCGUAUCAGAGCUGGUACCUCAAACCGUGCGUCAGGUGGCGUCGUGGUCUCCAUCAACCGCAUUGUCAACCACCCCAGUUAUGGCAGAAACCAGAUGGAUGGUGACAUCAGUGUCAUCCACUUGUCUUCAGCUCUGGUCUACAGCGACCGCAUCCAACAAGUCCCUCUUGUGCCCCAAGGGUUUGAACUCCCUGAUAACCUGCCUGUUGUGCAUUCUGGAUGGGGUGCGACUACGCAAGGCGGGCUAGCUUCAGCAAUCCUCCGCGACGUUCAGAUCUACACUAUCAACCACGACAUCUGCGCUGCUCGCUAUGCCAGUCUUUUCCCAUCUAGAAGAGUUACUGAGAACAUGAUCUGCGCUGGUCUUCUCGAUGUCGGUGGCAAGGACGCCUGCCAGGGUGACUCUGGCGGUCCCCUCUACUACGAUGGCAUCCUGGUCGGUAUCGUCUCCUGGGGCCGUGGAUGUGCUGAUGCUGUCUACCCUGGUGUCAGCACCAAGGUCGCCUCCUACACCGACUGGAUUGUACAAACUGUUACCUCUGUUUAAAUUAUUUUAUUAAGCUCUGAUAUUGAUAUUAACUAUAAGUGUUAUAUUUGGA